Messenger RNA from Leishmania braziliensis MHOM/BR/75/M2904, 2865 nucleotides. RefSeq names its product putative helicase. Gene Ontology annotation, biological process: negative regulation of DNA recombination; negative regulation of t-circle formation; regulation of double-strand break repair via homologous recombination. Gene Ontology annotation, cellular component: nucleus. The transcript has a single exon. Bases 1 to 2865 code for a protein of 954 amino acids. The record is from RefSeq and is a predicted model, not a curated record. Gene Ontology annotation, molecular function: DNA binding; ATP binding; DNA helicase activity. NCBI's taxonomy places the organism in Eukaryota, Euglenozoa, Kinetoplastea, Trypanosomatida, Trypanosomatidae.
AUGGUGGCCGAAGUGAAUGUGAGCGGCAUUACCGUGUCGUUCCCCUUUGAUCCAUAUCCAGCACAGGUGGAGUUCAUGCGCAGCGUUGUGGAGUGCCUCCAGCACGGCUUCAACGGGCUACUGGAGUCCCCUACUGGUACUGGCAAGACGCUCUGCCUGUUGUGUAGCACGCUUGCCUGGAUUGCGGCAACCUCGCAAGACGCCAUUUUUCGGCCUACGAGCGGCCGGGAGCAGAAAGGUCGUGGGAUGCAUACCCACAAAGUGGUUUACUGUAGCCGAACGCACGCCCAGCUGACCCAGGUGGUGCGUGAGCUGAGACGCACGUCGUAUGCGCAGCGCUUCACCAUGGCUGUGCUCGGGUCUCGUGAGCACAUGUGCUUGAACAAGGAGGUGACGCGGCUCCCGUCGUCGCAGGCGCAGAACACCAUGUGCAGCGUGCUUAGGUCGGAGCGCAACUGCCGCUUCUUCCGUGGUUUGCAGUCGGCGGCCGCUGGCGCCGGCCUUCUGCCGCCGGAAUGCGUGGUGCACGACAUGGAGGACUUGAUGCGAGAGGGAAGUCGAAGCGGGUUCUGUCCGUACUUCCAUGAGCGUGACGCAGCAAAGGACGCGGACGUUGUGUUCCUGCCGUACAACUACAUUCUUGACCCCUUACUCCAGAAGCAGUUGCCAUUUGAGCUGAGGAACUGCAUUCUCAUUGUGGACGAGGCGCACAACCUUCCUUCCGUACUGAGCAGCUCGAGCUGUCAGACUUUGUCGCCGCUGGAUGUGACUACCGCCAUCCACGACUGCUCACGAGCUAUCGCAAUGCACCGCCUCACCACAAAGAAGGCGGAGCUAGACGAGGACGUGGCGCUGGAGGAGGAGCAGGAGCUGGCAUCACUUAAGAUCCUGCUUAGCCGGCUAGAGAUGUGCCUGUACGCGGAACCCAUGGAGGAGGGGAUGGCGGCGUCCACGCCGAUGCAGUGCGAUAUGGUGCGGAAUGGUUCCUACAUGUUCGCCUUCUUGGAGAAGGCCCUUAUCACUCGCGAGGUCUUCGGGGUGCAGUCGGAUAGUGUCACCUCGGCGUCGGGGCUAACAGGGAUCAUGGGGAAAUGUGUGACGUUGCUGGCAGAGAGCGAGCGACCCGCAACAAGUAUGGCGCGAGUGCAGGAGUUUCUCACAUUUGUCUUCGAUUUCGAUCCCGCUCAUCUCGACUCCACCAGGUUUGUGCUCCAGCAGCAGCUCGUUGCCGCCAAGGCGGCCCGCACGCUCGGCUUCUGGGAGCUGGACAACACGCGCUUGAUGCGGCAGGUCGUGUUGCCGCUUCAUUCGACGCUGCUCACGAGCGGCACGCUGUCCCCCCUCGAUCAAUUCGCGGCGGAGCUGGGCGUAGAGUUUCAGGUGCGUCUGAAGGGAAGCCACGUAAUCCAGCCGGACCAGGUGCUCGGCGGGGUCCUCUGCCGUGGGCCGAGCGGCGAGAAGUUGAACGGCGGCUUUUCUUACCGUAGCAGCGUGGACUACCGCGUAGGCCUCGGCAUGAGUCUCGCCAACAUCGCUCGCAACACACCUGGCGGCACUCUUGUGUUCUUCCCUAGCUACGCCGCGAUGAACUCUGUGGUCGAGCUGUGGCGUGCGGGGAGCGGCCGGGCAGGCGACACCAAAACGGUGUGGGGCCUCUUGUCAGAGCUGAAGCCGAUUUUCGUCGAGCCGAACAACUCCAACGACCUGCCAACCAUCGUGCAGGGCUUCCAAAAGGAAGUGGACACGUCGCCUCUCCGCGGCGCAAUUCUGCUGGCGGUGUGCCGCGGCAAGGUCAGCGAGGGCAUCGACUUUGCUGACAACCACGGCCGCUGCGUGUUCGUGACGGGCAUCCCAUACGCCAACCACACCGACCUCUUUGUCCGCCUUAAACGGGAGUACAUCACGCUGGUGGCACCGCAGCGGCCCCUGGUGCACGGCAGGCCUUUUACGGGGGACGACUGGUACCGAUGUGAGGCGAUGCGGGCCGUCAACCAGUGUCUUGGUCGCGUGAUUCGGCAUAAGGACGACUACGGCGUUGUCCUCCUCGCUGACGAGCGAUUCGAGGGACUGCUGAGUGGCGUGUCGGAGUGGGUGCGCCGGCGCACGCGCGUCUUUUCUGACUUCCGAGGCGCCUACGCUGCCGUCGCGCAGUUUUUUGGCGCCCGUCGCCACCGUGCUACUGAGACGGAUGCCAUUCCGUAUGUGGUGGUCGGGAACGGCGCUACCACCGCAGCAGAGUUGCCGUCUUCUGCGACGCUCGCGAAGCUGUACGCAGAUGCGCAGGUGCGUCAGCGCGAAGAGCACAUGCAAGAGUCACGUCGACGUCGUUUCGAGGAAGUACGCGAGGCGAAGGCCAGCGCGUGCAGUGGUACAGUCGCGUCCCCGACGUCGCUGUUCGUACCUGCGUCCUUUGCAGUCUCUUCAGCGACGGGCCGCGCGGGCGAGGUUUCUGCAAAGCUGCUAGAAACCUCUGCCGAGUCACUGGAGAUGACGGAAGUGUCGACGGAGAGAGAGGAUGUGGCGGGCAUGCGCAGUGGCGUGGAGGUGAGACACUCGAACACGUCUCCAAAACUCGGGUCUACGUCAAAGGAGUUCUGCGAGUUUCUAAAGUCACGUGUCCCAGUAGAGAUGUACCACCGCUUCAAGAUGGUGUUAGCCCAGCUGGCGAACCUCCGCCCGCUUCUGCAAACUUCGCCGUCUGUAGCCGCGGAUGAACUCGCCAGGCUCCUCGUACCAUUGCGGUCCGUCUUCUGUGCCACAGACGCCACUUACCAUCGAAUUCUCUUCUCUGAGUUCGGUCGCCACAUUCCCGAGGAGUUCCGGCCACUCUACGCCGACCUCCUUAAGUCCAAUGGGCUGACGUGA